Molecule: messenger RNA, 968 nt
Organism: Populus trichocarpa (black cottonwood)
Lineage: Eukaryota; Viridiplantae; Streptophyta; Magnoliopsida; Malpighiales; Salicaceae
Product: zinc finger protein GIS3
Exons: 1
Coding region: 113-850 (245 amino acids)
Biological process (GO): gibberellic acid mediated signaling pathway; cytokinin-activated signaling pathway; trichome morphogenesis
Cellular component (GO): nucleus
Molecular function (GO): transcription cis-regulatory region binding; DNA-binding transcription factor activity
Source: RefSeq, a predicted model, not a curated record
CACUCAUGCAACAGCUUGCCUUAUGCUUCACACCCUCAUUCCCCACACCUCUCUCUGAUCCGUCUCUCUACAAAGUAAAGAAAUCUCUCUGACUUUGUUUGCCUAGCUAAAAAUGGCAGAGCUGGACUACGAAACAAAACACAACUCAACCACUACGUCUACACGAUUAAAACUAUUCGGCUUCAACGUCUCAGAAGAUGAAGAACUAAUAGCUACAACAUACUCGAGUUCUCUCAAGUCAUCUUCUUGUAAUACUCCGGACUCGUCCUCUUUCGGUACAGCGACAGCUACAGGAGACAGUAGGAAAUACGAGUGUCAGUACUGCUCUAGGGAAUUUGCAAACUCACAAGCCCUUGGUGGCCACCAAAACGCACACAAAAAAGAAAGACAGCAACUCAAACGAGCUCAAAUGCAAGCCACAAGAAACGCAGCUGCAGCUGCCGUUUCCUUUGGUAGAAACCCUAUGAUCUCUGCCUUCGCUCCUCCUCCGCACCUCCUGGCCCAGGCAGCAGGCCAGGUUGUGGUCCCGGAGGCUUCUCAGUCGUGGGUUUACUUGCCUCGGGCGGCGCCACCGUUUCAUGUUUCACAUGGGAGUGUGUUUCCUAGGGGGGUGGGUGGGAGGGGUGUAGGGAGCUUAACGUAUGGUGGUAGUGUAGGAGAUUUUGGAUUGGCCUCUAGUGCUAGUGGGCCAUACCAGCAAGUGCAAAGUAGGGCCCAUAUUAGCAGGGUCAUUGGUGAUCUGAAUGGGCCUACAUCAUUGAGCAGGUUCUCUAAAAGUGAUGGUGGACCUAGCUUUGAUGAUAAAUUGAGCCUGGACUUGCAUCUUAGUCUUUCUCCAGCUGGGCCAUGAUUUGUUUUCUAGGAGUGACCUGGGAUAUAUUUUUCAGGACGGAUAUUUGUACAUUUUCAAGUUUUAUUUAUUUAUUUUUCUGAUGAUUUAUCUCACUAGAUCAGACAUUUCUUCCUCA